AUGCAGGCUGUGCCAGGGCUGGGAGAUGGGCUCUUUGUGACAGACUACUUCACCCGCACGCCACGCAAGCUCAGCCCCUUCCGCUCCUUUGCCAGCAUCGAGCUCUUCCACUUCCAUAUCCCUGAGGACACAGUCAUCGCCAUCUGGAACCUCAUCACUUUCAAGGAGCAGGGUGGCACAUUUGGGGAUCAAUGUCCAGAUCGUAGCAUCACCGUGUAUUUCCGCUCAGGGGCUCCCUCCGUCAUUAACCCACUGCACACACACUUCCCCAGGGACACAGCUGUCCCUGGCUCCUUCGCACUGACCCUCACCUGGACCCUGCCCAACCGCACCACGGGGGUGUUCAAUGUCACCAGCCCACUGCCUGGGGACUGGUUCCUGGCUGCCCACCUGCCUAAAGAUGAGGGCAAGAUCUCCGUCAAGGGGCUCUACGAGGAGUGCCAGUAUCUCUUCCAGCCACAGCUCAUUGUGCAGCGCCUGGUGAAUAUUGCUGUGCUGUACCCCGGUUAUGUCACCGAGCAGAGCAUGGCCCCCCACAACCGCUCCUGCCUCUACAAGGUGUUCGUGCCCAGCUACACGUCACGAGUGCUGGUGGAGGUGCUGCGGUGCCGCGGGGCUGAGGGCUGCCCGCUCUGGCUGCGCGUGCGAGCGAAGGCUCCCCCUUUGCACAACUCCACAGCGCUGGACUGCCGUGAGCACACUCCCUGCCAGCUGGCACUGGACCUGCCCUUCUGGCAGCACUGGUACUACGUGCUGGUGGAGAAACACCCUGGGGUGCCGGGCACCAUCUCCUUCCAGCUGCGCAACGAGCUGGACACCUUCUCCGUCCACUUCUACAUCUUCUUUGGGCCCAACGUGUCGGUGCCGCCUGACCGCCCUGCUGUCUUUGUCAUCAACCUCCUACCAGUGCUGGACAGUGGUGGGGUGCUCAACCUGGAGCUGCGGCUGAAUGUGAGCUCCCUGUGUGGCGAGAACGUGACAGUGUUCGGGUGUCUGAACCAUGAAGUCCCGCUGACGUCCGGCGACAACUCAUCUGUCACCUGCGAGACAGAAUCUCUGGCAGGCUUCCUGCUCUCUGUCAACGCCACGGCCAGCCUCAGCCGCCUGCGGAUCCCAUACCCCCAGACGGGCAGCUGGUACCUAAGCCUGCGCUCACUCUGUGCCACGGAGCACGGGUUCGAGCCUUGCACCAACGUGACGGCUGAGGUGUACCUGCGUGCCUAUCUCUCACCCUGCAUCAACGACUGUGGCAUCUACGGCCAGUGCAAGCUGCUGCGCACCAACAACUACCUGUAUGCCGCCUGCGAGUGCAAAGCAGGCUGGAACGGCUGGGGCUGCACAGACAACGCCGAGGCUUUCUCCUACGGCUUCCAGCUUCUCUCCACGCUGCUGUUGUGCCUCAGCAACGUCAUGUUUGUGCCUCCCGUGGCCAUCGCUGUCCGUAGCCACGCCGCCGUCUACAUCUUCACCAUGUUCUUCUCCACCUUUUACCAUGCCUGCGACCAGCCUGGCAUCGUGGUGUUCUGCAUCAUGGAGUACGAUGUGCUGCAGUUC
Molecule: messenger RNA, 1554 nt
Organism: Tauraco erythrolophus (red-crested turaco)
Lineage: Eukaryota; Metazoa; Chordata; Aves; Musophagiformes; Musophagidae
Source: RefSeq, a predicted model, not a curated record